Molecule: messenger RNA, 615 nt
Organism: Balearica regulorum gibbericeps (East African grey crowned-crane)
Lineage: Eukaryota; Metazoa; Chordata; Aves; Gruiformes; Gruidae
Source: RefSeq, a predicted model, not a curated record
AUGGAAGAGCUUGAGGAAAAUCAGAACGAUAUUCAACUUACUUUACAGGAAAUCCAGAAUAAUGAUAACAAGAAGCAGCAGCAUGAAAAGGUGGGAGCCAUCAGAGACAUGGCAACAUCAUCUUUCAUCUCAGACAGUAAAGCAGGGAGCAUGGAUGCAAAGUGUUGUAUGGCACAUUUGGACAUGAAGGAAGGAACCAGCGCUUUGCAGGGUGAAGUACCCACCAGUGGAGAGGAUCUGGAACAGUUCUGUGGCAAGCAGGUCACAGCAGCUGAUAUUGAACUUGAGAGGGUGAGGUGGGAUUUUGUGCUGGGUAAACUGAAAUAUGAACAUGAGGACAAUGAAAAGCAAAGGCUUCAUGAAGACAGAAUGGAGCAGAUUUAUCAACAGGCAGUAAAAAGAUCAUUUACCCAAGGACUCCAAGACCUACUCCAGCCCCCAAACCAGUAUGCCUUGUUCCUAUACUGCUUCAUCAUUAUUCAUGCUAUUUAUACAGUAAAGGAGCUGGCCUUCUACUUUUUCCAAAACCAUUACCUGUUCUGUUUUGCUAUUGUGCUCUUUUUCAUUCUCAAAAAGAUUUUCCAGGAUUAUCAAAAUAAGGAAAAAAGUUCUUAA